CCCCUCAGCGCAGGGUGGGCGCGGAGCUCUCCGCGCGCGGAGGGAGCGGCUGCAGGGCCGCAUUGCCGGGAAGCCCCGGCGUCUCCUCUGCCUUCCGCCGCUGCCGCGCCCCCGCAGAGCCCGGCGGAGCCGCCCGGCAGCGCCAUAGCCGCCCCGCGCCCGCCGGCCCCCGCCCCUCCCCUCGCGGGCGGCCCCGUCCCGCGGGCGAGAGGGGGGGCAUGGGCGGCACCACCGCGUCGCAGCGCCGGGGGAAGGGGGCGGUGCUCGGCGGGGAGAGCCCAGCCGCAGCGGGGUGACGGCUGAGGCGGCCGCAGGCGUCGCCGCCACCAGCGGCCCCAGCCUGCCCGGCAGCGUCGCUGCGACUCCGCUAGCAGGUUUUCUUCACCAGUGGAGUGUGAGAAAUAGAAACCGAAGAUGAGUGAGCUGGAACAGUUACGGCAGGAGGCAGAGCAACUGCGAAAUCAAAUCAGAGAUGCAAGGAAAGCGUGUAGUGACACAACUCUUGCUCAGAUCACAACAAGCCUGGACUCGGUGGGUCGAAUUCAAAUGCGAACAAGGCGUACGCUUCGAGGUCACUUAGCCAAAAUCUACGCUAUGCACUGGGGAUCUGACUCAAGGCUACUAGUCAGUGCUUCUCAAGAUGGAAAAUUAAUUAUUUGGGAUAGUUAUACAACAAACAAGAUGCACGCCAUUCCUUUGCGAUCCUCCUGGGUGAUGACUUGUGCCUAUGCACCCUCUGGAAACUAUGUUGCCUGUGGUGGAUUGGACAACAUCUGCUCCAUAUACAACCUGAAAACCAGAGAGGGCAACGUGAGAGUGAGCCGAGAGCUGCCAGGCCAUACAGGAUACUUGUCCUGUUGUCGCUUCCUAGAUGACAACCAAAUUGUCACUAGCUCAGGAGACACCACUUGCGCUUUGUGGGACAUUGAAACCGGACAGCAGACCACCACAUUCACUGGGCACACUGGCGACGUGAUGAGUCUCUCCCUAAGUCCAGACAUGAGGACUUUUGUUUCGGGUGCCUGUGAUGCCUCCUCGAAGCUUUGGGAUAUCCGAGAUGGAAUGUGCCGGCAGUCGUUCACAGGGCACGUGUCAGAUAUCAAUGCAGUUUGUUUUUUCCCUAAUGGACAUGCAUUUGCCACUGGAUCGGAUGAUGCCACUUGCCGACUCUUUGACCUGCGCGCAGACCAGGAGUUAAUGAUGUAUUCGCACGACAACAUCAUCUGCGGGAUCACUUCUGUCGCCUUCUCCAAAAGCGGCCGCCUCUUGCUAGCAGGCUAUGAUGACUUCAACUGCAACGUGUGGGACACUCUGAAGGGGGAGAGGGCAGGUGUCCUUGCUGGCCAUGACAACCGUGUCAGCUGUCUAGGUGUUACUGAUGACGGCAUGGCUGUAGCUACAGGGUCUUGGGACAGUUUUCUCAGAAUCUGGAAUUAACUGGGAGCCAAACAUGUACAUUCUCCAUUUGAGACCUGGAGAGAUCAAUGCUGCAGCCUAUAGCUGUGAAAUAACAUUUCUACCUUGUAUUUGCAGGUGAAGUUUUUCUAUUCACUGAUUAUUACACAAAGAGGCUUUCUGUAAACUAGAAAAAAAUCAAGUGAAGAAAUAGGGGAGGGGGGAAGAAAUCACUGACUUUUUAAAAGGGGCCAGCACACAUAAUCAUGGUGACCGACAAACUAAGAGCCAGUCUUUUUGUUUUUGGUGGUUUGGUUAGAUUGUCCUUGAAGGGUUUUUGCUUGUGCUCAGUCUGCUAAUCCUGUACUUUUUUUUUGUACAUAACAGAAUAUACACAUUAUAGCAGCCAAUCAUGUAACAUUUGUCUGUAUGUAAAGAAAUACGUUUGCAUUUUUUAAGGAACUACAUUUAUAGCUUUGCUUUUAACCUGAGAUGUCACUUCUGAGUUUUGUAGUGGACGAACUAGAUUGCUGUUUUAAAUGUUUUUGUGAAUUUACUGUAGAUAAAGUGAAGCCAAUGGUAUGUAUGUGUUUUUAUAAUGGAAGGCAUUUGAGAUUUUUUUAAAGGCCCUGGAGACUCCCAGUUGAUACCCACCGCCUUAGUCACUCACUCCUUGACCUGCUUGCCUGUUUUUAAUCGUGGGGGUUCUUCCUUUAAGCCAGUGGUUCCUGGUUCAUCCAUUGGCAAUCAUGGCCUCCAAACACCAAGGAGUUAAUGCCAGGCAGAUUUGCAACAACAACAAAAAUAAUGUAAAAAAAAAAAGGUAAAAAAUAGGGUUUCAGAAGUAUGAGCUUCCACACUGCAGCUUCUCGCAUCAGUUAUUCCACGCGGUCCCUGGGUGCGGAAGCCAAGUGACCCGCGUUGCUGUCGAUAAGUGGCGAGUGCUUUUCCUUUUGGCAAUUCAGCUCCAGCCGCACGAGGCGGUUCUGGCCCAUCACAAACUCCGGCUGAUUUGCACUAACAGAGUGAUCCGGGGCGAUGCUCCGUGUGCGGAAAGCAGCGGAUUUGCAAAGCUUGCUCAGUGACCGCAAUCAGCUGAGCCUUUCGGGAGGACUUUGCAUAGAUAGAAGAUUUCAAAGCGCAGUUAGUAACCUAUAACCCCUCUCCGAAUGAGGGGGUUGCCAAAGCGUACCACAACCAAAAACGCUUCUUGUCAGUUCUGUGCAGUGUGAAUUAUAAAAAGGAAUUGUGUGGCUUAAAACGAACCAAAUAACCUUACUUUUACCUGUGGGACUCCUUAAAACUUCGGACUAUAAACUUAGUGACUUGCCUGCUCUCCUGUGGUCACAGAGGUCUGGACCAUGGUGGCUUAUUAGAUGCUAAUUGCUCUGCAGCUCUGCUGCUGUAAAUAAGCCAUUUCCUCUCCUGGUCUUGAUUUUAUUCCAAAUUUUGAUGUCAGUUGCUUACAAAAUCUGGGUUCUGAUUAAGUACAUUUGAGUGUAGAUGAAGGACAACCAAGUGACUGAUGCCCAUUCGAAACUACCCAGAAAGGGGGCUGAACUUUUUGGUGCCUGGCAGCGCUUGCAAUGGAUGUUCUCUUGGGAAUCUAAACGUCCGUGGCGGUUUUGGAAAGGGAAAUUAAGUCUAUUGGCUUCUCUUAAGUGACUUAUUUUAAAGAUCUGUGAAUUCUACAUCAGGUAUAGAUAAUGUUAGUCUGCCUUCAUCUGAAGUUAUGGGGAGCCUGGGUAUCUCGGGGUCAGGUAGGAAGUGUAAGUGCCCGAUAUCGUGUCAUGUAUCAAACCAGAUUUGUGGCUGAGAUGACUAUUCAUCAAAUUUCUGACAUUUGUAAUCCUAAAUUUCAGUACUUCCAGACUGUGCCUGUAAACUUGCCCUGUCUAUAAUGGUGAAGGUGCCAAUAAAUGUACCAGUCAAUCACAGUAAAUUCACUUUUUAAAAGAGAGAAAGGCGCAUCUUGUGCUGGAGAGGUGCACGUGUACUGACAGCAGACUGGUGCAGCACCAAAGUCACACUGCAUUGUAUGUGCAGCACCAAAGUCACACUGCAUUGUAUGUCACAGGAAUUCCUCAGCGUUCUGCGUCGUGAUCUGCCUGCGCUAACAGAACGAUGGCAGAAUUCGUGUUGCUCUCUGGAGCGAGCAGCUCUUUGGGAUCCUGCAGACUUGGUUCAUUUUUCAGUGGUACACUUGAUUAAGUUUCUUAACUCACAGCUGCCUUGAGUGAAUCAUUCUGGAAAUUUGUUACUAUGGAAUUUUAAGAAAAUAUUCUUUUUCUAAAAAUCUUUUUUCCAUGGAAGUGUGUUUUGAACCAAUUUCCUGGUCAACACCGUUGCAAGGACGGGUGCCAUUUUUACAUUCUGGUAUUAAAACUAGUUUCUACUUGCAAAACUCCAAAAAACAAUUUUACACAUGUAUAUAAAUAACUUUUCUUAAAAGUUCAGGUAGAUGGUAAACGUGGUAAUGGCUCUCAUACAGGUAUCACUGCAAAUAAUGUCACUAUUAUUGCCUGAUGGGCAAUUGUCUGUUGGGUUCAGCUGCUUUUAAAAGAAAUAAUAAGGAAUGUGAACUGCUUGCCGAUGAGGUUUCCAAAAGCAUCGUACAAGUAUCUGCCGGGUUUUGCUGGGGGUAACCGGUGUCUGUAGCUGCAGGUGCGGAGGCGGCUCCUCGGGUGUCGGUGCACAAGGGAACCUGGAAGAACCCCGAGCACCACCGGGAAAGCAGCACCUGACGCUUCUUGGGAACUUAGAGCCAGCCUGUGGUCGAUCCUGUCAAGGUGACGUUUGCUGCCAGCAAAUUGCUGUCCUGGAUGUAGCUCAGAGUUUUGUUCUUUAGAGCCUACAGAUUUUAUGUAACACAUUGUUAUUAUAUGAGGCCAAAUAAUGAACUUGCACAGGCUGUGGCAUUUCCUUUUUUAAACGGCUGUAAGUGACCUUUCACUAUUGAUGCCCUUACUAAAAUGGUUGCGAUUUUCAUGGUAAAAGCUCAAACUCCUCCUAAUACGAGGAAGGUAAUAAAAGGACCCUUCACAGGUUUUACUUAAAAGGUUUUAUGCCCAGAAAACAGUAUGUGCCUGUAGUUCAGUGUAGGCCCCGGUGUGCAGCCGGGCUGAUUUGACUGCGCCAUGGCAGCACCUGCGCUUACACAGCGGAUUCUGCAGCACUCGUGGGUGCAGCUUAACCUGUCUUGAAAAGUUUCUUGCCAAACUGCAUCAUUAUCUGAAUGUCAAAUAACUUGUGUAAUUACAGAAAAAGGGUAACUAAGAACAUCGUGCCAAAACGGUGCCAAGGUAACUCUUUCCCAGCCUCUCUUCCAAAAACCUAGUGGGUUAUGGCUCGGGAAGUGGAACUAUGUGCUGUAACAAGAUUUAUUUUAUUCAGGUACAGUUUUGUCAGCAUUUUCUAAUGUUGAUCUAACUUAGCGGUAGAGAACACUGACCGGGCAAGUGCCCAGCUUGGAACAAUCCUGUGUGCACCCGGACAUCCAUUUAUUGGUAGAGAUAUUGGUCGAGAUUCUGGAAGCCGCACAAAGCUGUUCCGUGGCAUCUCACUGAUGUGUGCUCCUUAACUCCAGUGACGUGGGCCUGUUUCCACCUGUCUCCAGACCUCUUUCCUUCCGCACAUCGCUGCCCUCUGCCUUGCUAAACUGCAGAUACAUCGUGGUAUCUGGCAGACCUGACCAUUCAAGGUAUUGAUAACAAUACAUACAAUUGGAAGUGGAACGUGGAUUAAAUAGGCUUUUCCCCACCUAAGGAGAGGGCCUGACCUUGACUUGGCAAAGCUGAAUUGAUGUAAGAGCUGGUCCUAGUGUGCUUACUGUAAUGCAUGGGUUGGAAAUAGUUUAAUUCAGUUAGUGUAACCGCUUGUCCCACAAUGAAGUUCACAUUACUUUAAGGUGGAAUGAAAACAUUGUGCAAACAUUCCAAGAGUGCUUAGUUGUUCCUCCUCGAGGACACUGUCACCUCCACUAGGUUUAGUGCUGUGCUUUGAGAUGUUGGUGAGAGUAUUGGCUAAUUCAACUAGUUGGUAUAAAUGGUUGUGUAGCAGAAUGACUGAUUUUUGAGAUAGCAUUUCCUGUACAAGUAAUUAAGCAUGGGUUGAUGGUGCACUUUGUAUAAUCUGGCGUGCAUGCUGGGAAACGACUUCCUACACUUCAGAGGCACCACAAGCCUUUUUAUCCAGUUGCUGGUUAUGUAAAAUACAUGCAGAAUGUUAAUGCAGUGUUGUUAUGGUAAAUGUGUGAACAGUGUUACUAAUUGAUAUAACUGAUAACAGAUUACAUGUGCCUGACAUUCUUAUACCACACAGUAUGUUUAGGUUUUAACUAAUAUGGACUUCGGUGGAAUAGUCUUAGAUAUUUCAAGCCUUUGUUUUACUUACACAAUGGUGCUCUAUUUGUGUUUUUCUCCUUUUUUUUAAAAAAUGAAAGCAUCUGAACACUUGUAGUACAUAUGACAUCCAAAGGAGUCCAAAACAAAAUGCUUCUAAACAUGCUUGAUGUUAAUUUGCCUUCAGUUUCCAGCAUUUCUCAUCAGCUAGGUUUGUUUUUUGGGUUUUUUUUACUUGUUGCUGACUACUUUGGAAAACUUCGGUAAUGUUACCAAUUAUGAAGUGAUUCUGCACUGCCUUUGGAUUGUGUAUGUAUUCAGAAACAGUCUUAAAGCUUUUAUUUAAGCUAUUAAAAAAACCAGGGACUCGUGCCAUUUGUUCUUUAACAGUGCUGUUGUAAAAAGACUUCCCUGUGAAAAAAAAAAAUAUCACUUGCUAUGAACUCUGUUUAUAGCUUUUUUUUUCCACAAUGGAUCUUUUCCUUUGUAUUUGUACAGUGGCUCAGUGAAAGAUGUUGCCAUGAGUUGAUAUUGUAACCAAUAAACAAGUGCUUUUAACCAGA
This is a messenger RNA of Columba livia (rock pigeon), 6298 nucleotides long. It is a transcript of the gene GNB4, whose product is annotated as G protein subunit beta 4. The transcript is spliced from 10 exons. NCBI's taxonomy places the organism in Eukaryota, Metazoa, Chordata, Aves, Columbiformes, Columbidae. The coding region runs from base 415 to 1437 and encodes 340 amino acids. Gene Ontology annotation, molecular function: signaling receptor complex adaptor activity; protein binding. The record is from RefSeq and is a predicted model, not a curated record. Gene Ontology annotation, biological process: G protein-coupled receptor signaling pathway. Gene Ontology annotation, cellular component: cytoplasm; heterotrimeric G-protein complex.